UUGUUAAUGUCAGGGGUUAUAGCUCUUGUAAUGUCAAAUAAAUUAUCUGCAAACACUGUAUUUGGUUAGGUUUAAGGGAGGAAAUUAUAUAUGGAAAAAAAUGCUGAAAAUAUAGUAUUUAUUGGGAUUUUCAGGGAGGAUAUUGCAUGCAUUUUCUUCUGCAGUUUUAACAUCAAUCUUUUUUUUAAGUCCAUUAUAGAAUCUUCUUCCACAAAAUGACAAAAAAGACACAAAAUGACCAAAAAAGACACAAAAUGACACAAAAAGAGGUGGAGAUAUAUCCACCCAUGACUUGAGAACUACUACUACUACUAAGGUGAACAUAUUUUCUUGCAAGACAAUCAGAUAGUAAGGUAAAUGAAAAUAAGUUAACUUAAACAAAUUUUCAUGUAGCAGUUGGAUAAAUGGGUCACUGAUGUACAUAUAAACCAUAUUGUGUAAUCAAGUCUCUUUCAAUCCCUUUUCCCGGGAAUUCAGAUGGAAUUUUAGGAGGGAGGGAUGCGAGGGAGGGAGGUGGGAUUGAGGAGGAGGGAUGUUGAUGGAGGUCUGGCUCUCUCUCAUCUCCACAUAAACUGGCCGGGGAAUUUCUUCCCCCCUCACUCACUCUGCAGCAGCAAACAACGAGCAAGAUGGAAAAGUCAUUGUGCACGUUGGCUGCAGUGAUUUUUCUGGGAGGAUUUUUAGAGGCAGCGCUGACAAAUGGAACAACAACUGAGAUGAAUUCAUUAUUUAACAAAACGACUACCGCUGAGUCCGUCACCGUGCAGCUGCAGGAUCACAGCACAGACCGGCCGACUCCAACAACAGCAGCACAGACGACCACCACCGCUGGGAGUGACAAGCAGCGGGGAGCCAAAAACACAGGCCAAGACAGCGAAGAAGAAAAAAGCAAUAAAGAAAAAGAAGAUGACAGCAAGAAAGAAGCCGGGAAAGCAGAACUGGACUGUCCUCCCCUCGGCCUGGAGUCCCUGCGGGUCGAUGACAGCCAGAUCAUGGCGUCUUCCUAUCAACGAACAGGCCUGGGUCCUCACAGGGGGAGGCUGAACAUCCAGUCUGGCAUUGAGGACGGGGACCUGUACGAUGGAGCCUGGUGUGCUGAGUAUAAGGAUCGACACCAGUGGCUGGAAGUGGACGCCCUCUACCUCACCCUGUUCACUGGAGUUAUCCUGCAGGGCCGAAACUCCAUCUGGAGUUGGGACUGGGUCCACACCUACAAAGUCCAGCUGAGUAAUGACUCUGUGACCUGGGAAACCUGCAUGAAUGGGACAGAAGAAGCAAUCUUCGAAGGAAACCAGAAUCCAGAGACUCCAGUGCUCGGACUCCUCCCUGUUCCUACUGUUGCCCGUUACAUCCGCAUCAACCCUCAGACCUGGUACGCCAACGGCACCAUCUGCCUCAGGGCUGAGAUACUCGGCUGUCGUGUCGAUGAUCCAACUGAUAUCUACUCCUCUGAGCAAGAACAAGGAUCGAAAGAUGCUCUGGACUUCAGACACCACAACUACAAAGAGAUGAGAAAGCUCAUGAAGUCUGUGACGGAGGAGUGUCCGGACAUCACCCGCAUCUACACCAUCGGGAAAAGCUACAUGGGCCUGAAAUUGUACGUCAUGGAGAUCUCAGACAACCCAGGCAAACAUGAACUAGGUGAGCCGGAGUUUCGCUAUGUGGCCGGGAUGCACGGGAACGAGGUUCUUGGCAGAGAACUCGUACUUAACCUCAUGCAGUAUUUAUGCAGAGAGUACAAGAAGGGAAACCAAAGAGUCGUUCGACUGGUGACUGAGACCAGAAUCCACCUCCUGCCCUCCAUGAACCCUGAUGGAUACGAAGACGCUUAUGUGAAGGGCUCUGAACUGGCUGGCUGGGCUGAUGGACGAUACAGCUAUGAAGGAAUCGACAUGAAUCAUAACUUUCCAGACUUGAACAACAUCAUGUGGAACGCCCAAGAAGAUGCGAUAGAUAAAUCUAAAGUCCCCAACCACUACAUCCCCAUCCCAGAGUACUACACUCAAGAAGACGCCAUGGUCGCACCAGAGACUCGGGCGGUCAUCAGCUGGAUGCAGGAUAUUCCCUUUGUGCUCAGUGCGAACCUCCACGGUGGAGAACUGGUGGUCACGUAUCCCUUCGACUGCACCCGCGACUGGGCGCCUCAGGAGGACACCCCCACAGCAGACAAUGCUUUCUUCCGCUGGCUGGCCACCGUCUACGCCUCCACUAACCUGGUGAUGUCCAACCCUGACCGCCGAAUCUGCCACUACGAGGACUUCCAAUCACACAACAACAUUAUCAAUGGCGGAGCCUGGCACACCGUCCCCGGCAGUAUGAAUGACUUCAGUUAUAUGCAUACCAACUGCUUCGAGGUGACGGUGGAGUUGUCCUGUGAUAAGUUCCCUCAUGCCAGUGAGCUUCCCAUCGAGUGGGAGAACAACAAGGAGUCUCUGCUUGUUUAUAUGGAGCAGGUUCACAGAGGCAUCAAGGGUGUGGUCAGGGACAAGCAUACCAAACAAGGACUAGCAGAUGCUAUAAUCAAGGUGGAGGACCAUGAGCACGACAUCCGAUCAGCUGCUGAUGGGGAUUACUGGCGUCUACUGAACCCGGGCGAGUACAAGGUGGUGGUUUGGGCUGAGGGUUACUUCCCAUCCGUGCGUCACUGCCAUGUUGGAAUGGAGCCACGUCCCACCAUCUGUGACUUCUCUCUUACCAAAACACCCAUUCAGAGGCUGAAGGAGAUCCGGGCCAAAGGAGGGAAGAUUCCCCAGGACCUUCAGCUGCGUCUUCGUGCUCUGAGGCUCCGCAAACUUCGUGCCAGCACCAAGGCAAUCAACCAGCGCAGGGAGAGUCAGCGACAGCAGCAGCAGAGGAGAGCCCGGUCCUCUGGAGCCCAGAGAGCAUGAAAGGAGAUGGGACAAGGGACUGACAAAGCCUCUGAGCUUAUAGUACUUGAACCUACAGUUCAAAACGUUUAGCUCAAACAGAGUAUACUGACCUCUGGGAAUAGUGACAUGUUCCUAGUACAGAGGACACUAUUAAAGGGUCAGGUCACCAAAUUUACAGAAACAUAUUUUUCUGAAUAGACCCCAGUGAUGUCAAGACAUGCUGACGGAUGUGUGUGGUGAAAUAUCUGCCUCUGACAUUUGUAUGUGCCUAUCACAACUUUAAAUAUUAAAUACAUUUUUAAAAAAUCGAUAGUCACAUAAUUGGAUGUACUGGCCCUUUAAGGCAAAUUCAAGUAUGACAGCAAAGCAGGUUUUUUAUACUAAAGCAAGGACACUAGCUAAAAAGUAACACAUACAAGUUAUGGAACUUUUUGAAGAAAAAUGGACACGUAUACACUCGUAGACAGGCAUCGUUAAAUGAUAAAGUUUAAAUACACUUUACCAUUUUUCUUUUAAUGUUAAAGCCCUCAAAGCUGAAGUGUUUGUUACUUAUCUGUAAGAUGAUUUCAGUGUCAGCUGGUCUGAUAUGUGACAUGGUUUUUUUUUUCUGACAGUGUGUCUGUUUGACUAAAGUCCAACAGGAUGAUGAAAUCUAAAAUAAAUAUCACUUUUUGUGUUAUCUA
This is a messenger RNA of Centropristis striata (black sea bass), 3553 nucleotides long. RefSeq names its product carboxypeptidase X (M14 family), member 1a (gene cpxm1a). The transcript is spliced from 13 exons. The record is from RefSeq and is a predicted model, not a curated record. Gene Ontology annotation, molecular function: zinc ion binding; metallocarboxypeptidase activity. NCBI's taxonomy places the organism in Eukaryota, Metazoa, Chordata, Actinopteri, Perciformes, Serranidae. Gene Ontology annotation, biological process: proteolysis. The coding region runs from base 630 to 2888 and encodes 752 amino acids.